This is a messenger RNA of Melozone crissalis (California towhee), 4354 nucleotides long. Its product is annotated as bifunctional heparan sulfate N-deacetylase/N-sulfotransferase 4. The transcript is spliced from 15 exons. The coding region runs from base 858 to 3479 and encodes 873 amino acids. The record is from RefSeq and is a predicted model, not a curated record. Gene Ontology annotation, molecular function: heparan sulfate N-sulfotransferase activity; deacetylase activity. NCBI's taxonomy places the organism in Eukaryota, Metazoa, Chordata, Aves, Passeriformes, Passerellidae. Gene Ontology annotation, cellular component: Golgi apparatus.
UCGGGGCGGCGGGAGAGGAACGCGGCUCAUCUCCGAACCAGCCCCCGCCGCGGCGUCCUCGCCGAGCAUCCCCCCUCGGCCGGAAUGACAUCAGGGCAGCUCCGAGUCCCUGCAAGCCUGCGGGCUGAGUAGCGGCGGGAUCGGCCGCUGCUGCCAAGCGCAGCCCCGCGAAGCCGCCGCGCUGCUGCCGGAGAUCCGCGGGAGCCGGAGCCUGACUCCGGCGCUCGGAGCGCGACGCCGGCGCCAGGACCGCGAGCAGCGGCUCCUGGGCUGAUCCCAGAGUUCUCGCAGCCUUUCUGCCGGAGCCCGGCGUCAUCCCCGUGCCCAGGAAGGAAGCUGCAUUUGGAACGCUGUGCUGAGCAGAGGUUUGAAUCGUUCCAGCUGGCUGCUCGCUCUGAAAGGACAGGCUGGGUACAAAUGAGAUGUGACUGCGCCGGUGGAGUUCAGUGACUGGGGCCGGAGCAAGAGGAGCCUUCCUGGGAUGCUGCUGAGAGCUGCUGGCAGCUGAGAACUCUGCCUGGUUCACCUGGAGCCCUGUGAAGAGCUUCGAAUAGCAGGAGUCUCUCUUUGCUGCACACCAGGAAAGAAAUUCUUCUCUAGAUAAUGUUAAGAGUCCUCUUCAUUGAUUAUUGGCAGCUGCUGCUCUGUGAGAAAACCUCUUCCAAUUUGUCUUUCCUGAUCCUUUGACUUCCCGCUCCAACAUCCUUACAGCCUCUCCAAACGCCUCAUAAAUGCACUGCAAUGGUCACAUGAACACCUCGGAAAGGGAACUUCUGCAACUCCUCAUUCCCAUGGCACAUUAGGAGGAGCACCUGGAAGAGUGCUAAGUCCAGCAGGAACUGGAAGCCCCGCCAAAGAUGAAUCUCAUCGGGAAGCUCCACAGAAGCUUCCGAAUGCUGGUCAUUCUCCUGGCCACCUUCUGCUUAGCAAGUAUUGUCAUCUCCGCCUAUUUCCUCUACACUGGCUACAAGCAGGAAAUGGCCCUUGUGGAAACCACUGGGCAAGCAGAGUGCGAGGACCUCAAACUUCUGCCCUACAGGUCUGAGGAGCUGAGAACACCUAAGCCAAUUGAUCCCUCUAGGACUGAUCCCACUGUGCUCCUGUUCGUGGAAAGCCAGUACUCCCAGCUGGGGCAAGACAUCGUAGCCAUCCUCGAGUCCAGCAAGUUUCAGUACCACAUGGUCAUUGCACCAGCCAAGGGGGACAUUCCCCCUCUCACAGACAACGGGAGAGGGAAGUACACCAUCAUUAUAUAUGAAAAUAUUUUAAAGUAUGUGUCCAUGGACUCAUGGAAUAGAGAGCUUCUGGAAAAAUACUGUGUGGAAUACAGUGCUAGCAUAAUUGGUUUUCAUAAAGCCAACGAGAACAGCUCCCCCAGCAGCAGGCUGAAAGGGCUGCCCUUGCAGCUGUACAACAACGUGGCCCUGCGAGACUGCGUGGUGAACCCUCGCUCGCCCCUGCUGCGCAUCACCAAAGCGCCCAGGCUGGAGCAGGGCCCCCUGCCCGGCCAGGACUGGACGGUGUUCCAGUUCAACCAUUCCACCUACCAGCCCGUGCUGCUGGGCGAGCUGCAGCCCGCCAGGCCCACCCCAGCCUCGCUGCCCCGCACCACUCUCCAUGCAACCGUCAUCCAGGACCUGGGCCUGCACGACGGCAUCCAGAGAGUCCUCUUUGGGAACAACCUGACCUUCUGGCUCCACAAGCUCAUCUUCAUCGACGCCAUCUCCUUCCUGUCGGGGAAGAAGCUGACACUCUCCUUGGAGAGGUACAUUCUGGUGGACAUCGACGACAUCUUCGUGGGGAAGGAGGGGACGAGGAUGAACGUCAACGAUGUGAAGGCUUUACUAGAGACUCAAAAUUUACUGCGCACUCAGGUUGCAAAUUUUACCUUCAACCUUGGAUUUUCAGGAAAAUUUUACCACACAGGGACGGAGGAGGAGGAUGAGGGUGAUGACCUGCUGCUGAGAUCUGUGGAUGAAUUCUGGUGGUUUCCCCACAUGUGGAGUCACAUGCAGCCACACCUCUUCCACAACGAGUCCUCACUGGCGGAGCAGAUGAUCCUCAACAAAGAGUUUGCAAUGGAGCACGGCAUCCCCACGGGCAUGGGCUACGCGGUGGCCCCACAUCACUCGGGGGUGUACCCGGUGCACGUGCAGCUCUACGAGGCCUGGAAGAAGGUGUGGCACAUCCGUGUGACCAGCACAGAGGAGUACCCACACCUGAAACCUGCACGGUACAGACGGGGCUUCAUCCACAAUGGCAUCAUGGUGCUCCCUCGACAGACCUGUGGCCUUUUCACUCACACUAUUUUUUACAAGGAAUAUCCUGGUGGUCCUCAGGAGCUGGACAAAAGUAUCCGAGGAGGGGAACUGUUCCUCACCGUUCUCCUGAACCCCAUCAGCAUUUUCAUGACCCACCUGUCCAACUAUGGCAACGACCGCCUGGGACUCUACACCUUUGCCAACCUCGCCAGCUUUGUCAGGAGCUCCACGAACCUGCGGCUGCAGACACUGCCCCCCGUGCAGCUGGCCCAGAAGUACUUCCAGCUCUUCCCCGAGCAGACUGACCCCCUGUGGCAGAACCCGUGUGACGAUAAGAGACACAGGGAUAUUUGGUCCAGAGACAAAACUUGUGACCACCUGCCCAAAUUCCUGGUGAUAGGACCCCAGAAAACAGGUACAACAGCCCUUUAUUUAUUCCUUCUGAUGCACCCUUCCAUUAUCAGCAAUCUCCCCAGCCCAAAAACUUUUGAGGAAGUUCAAUUCUUCAAUGGCAACAACUACCACAAGGGAAUUGACUGGUACAUGGAAUUCUUCCCCACUCCUUCCAACACCACCACCGACCUCCUGUUUGAGAAAAGUGCCAACUAUUUCCACUCUGAGGAAGCUCCCAGGAGAGCUGCUUCCCUCAUCCCCAAGGCCAAGAUCAUCACCAUCCUCAUUGACCCGUCGGACCGCGCCUACUCCUGGUACCAGCACCAGCGCUCCCACGAGGACCCCGCCGCCCUGAGGUUCGAUUUCUACGAGGUGAUCGCGGGCGGGCCCCGGGCGCCGCCGGAGCUGCGGGCGCUGCAGCGGCGCUGCCUGGAGCCCGGCUGGUACGCGCUGCACAUCCACAGGUGGCUCUCGCACUUCCCGCCCGCCCAGUUGCUCAUUAUUGAUGGACAGCAGCUGAGAAGUGACCCUGCUACUGUGAUGGAUGAAGUGCAGAAGUUUCUGGGAGUCUCUCCUCACUACAAUUACUCUGAAGCCCUAACGUUUGACCCUCAGAAAGGCUUCUGGUGCCAGUUAUUGGAAGGAGGGAAAACAAAGUGCCUGGGGAAAAGCAAAGGUCGGAAAUACCCACCAAUGGACCAAGAGUCCCGAGCGUUUCUGUCGAGCUACUACCGGGAGCACAACGUGGAGCUGUCCAAGCUGCUGCACAGGCUGGGCCAGCCGCUGCCCUCCUGGCUGCGGCAGGAGCUGCAGAAGGUCAGGUAGCGCCGGGGGCGCCCGGCCCGGCGCAUCCCUGCCCGCCCACACCCUCCCGCUCCUCCGGCUCACUCGGCAUCGUCAGGACAGGACCUCACGGACCGCGCCCUUCCCAGCGAAUCCAGACAAACCACAGCAGAAUACAUAAAAAGCCCCAAACCCAAGCCCGACAAGUGUUGGAAUGGCCGCGCUGCCGGCGGAGCGGCACCGAGCCCCUCGGGCAGCUCCCGGCCGCUCCUCCUGCAUCCCGGCCGGGGCCGCGCCGAGCCUCGCUCCUCCCUUCAGGGGGCACCAGGAACUCUGCGUGGGACGGACGGACACCGCACGGACAAACUGCAGUCUGUCCGGACACGGGCAAAGGAUGGGAACGUCUCUCUCUGGACUGGGAGUUCAUCCUUUUAGUAUGACUGCAAAGGUGUGGACCUGCCCACGGACUCGAUUCCUCCAUCACUCUCCUAUCUAGAAAAGCUGCCAAAAGGAAAUCAGGAUUUGCAAGCAACACAGAUUCUGAAGUGUUCAGUGCUCCAGUGACUGGAUAACUUUUAUAAGACUUCUAUGAUUUCUGCAGUAUUUCAGAGCAAAGGACAUCCUGUUGAUAGAGCUGAGGAAAAAUUUCACUGUCUUGCCCAAGCUCUUUUUACUUAAAUUUUUCUUUCCCCUCCUACAUGACGACAGCAAAUCCAGUUGAACAAAUACUUGGUGUUGAAGCAGAAGGAAUGAGAAUAAAUUUUGAUCACUCAAAGUAUUUUUGUUGGGGGGGUGGGGAUGGUGAGGGAGGUCAAGGGCUGUACUUGCUGGAAUUGUUUUAAAUAAUUGAUGUGCUCACAGCUGAUUAUGGGUUUUUCUCACUGCCACAGAAUAAACACUUCUGAUGGUGUAUUACA